Columba livia (rock pigeon) is the source of this 13202-nucleotide messenger RNA. It is a transcript of the gene AGO2, whose product is annotated as argonaute RISC catalytic component 2. Gene Ontology annotation, cellular component: RISC complex. The transcript has 19 exons. Gene Ontology annotation, molecular function: miRNA binding; endoribonuclease activity, cleaving siRNA-paired mRNA; single-stranded RNA binding. Gene Ontology annotation, biological process: regulation of DNA-templated transcription; regulatory ncRNA-mediated post-transcriptional gene silencing. The record is from RefSeq and is a predicted model, not a curated record. The coding region runs from base 153 to 2747 and encodes 864 amino acids. Lineage: Eukaryota; Metazoa; Chordata; Aves; Columbiformes; Columbidae.
UCUUUCCCUCCCUCCUCCCCUCCCCUUCCUCCUCCUCCCCCUUCCCCCGACAGCGCAGCCGGGGCUCGGGCUCGCUCCCUUCCCCCCCUUCCCUCCCCUGGAGCUGCCGGGACCUGGAGCGAGGCGCCGCCUCCGCCGCCGCACACGGAGACAUGUACCCGGGAGCCCCCUCCGCCGGACCCGUGCUUGCACCUCCUCCACCGUUGCCACCACCAAUCCAGGGAUAUGCCUUUAAACCCCCUCCUCGACCAGAUUUUGGCACUUCUGGGCGAACAAUCAAACUGCAAGCCAACUUCUUUGAAAUGGACAUUCCUAAAAUAGAUAUCUACCAUUACGAAUUGGAUAUAAAGCCAGAAAAAUGUCCUAGAAGAGUUAACAGAGAAAUAGUGGAGCAUAUGGUUCAGCACUUUAAAACCCAGAUUUUUGGGGAUCGCAAACCGGUGUUUGAUGGAAGAAAAAACCUUUACACAGCUAUGCCGCUUCCCAUUGGGAGAGAUAAACAGGUGGAGCUGGAGGUCACGCUGCCAGGAGAAGGAAAGGACAGGAUAUUUAAGGUGGCCAUAAAAUGGAUGUCCUGCGUGAGUCUGCAGGCUUUACACGACGCUCUUUCUGGUCGGCUGCCGAGUGUCCCGUUUGAAACCAUCCAGGCACUGGACGUGGUGAUGAGGCACUUGCCUUCCAUGAGAUAUACUCCUGUGGGGCGAUCUUUCUUUACAGCUUCAGAAGGGUGCUCAAAUCCAUUGGGUGGUGGCAGAGAAGUUUGGUUUGGCUUCCAUCAAUCAGUCAGACCUUCCUUAUGGAAAAUGAUGUUGAAUAUUGAUGUGUCUGCAACUGCGUUUUACAAAGCACAGCCAGUUAUCGAGUUUGUAUGUGAAGUUUUGGACUUCAAAAGCAUUGAAGAACAACAAAAACCUCUGACAGAUUCCCAAAGGGUAAAGUUUACCAAAGAAAUAAAAGGUCUGAAGGUGGAGAUAACACACUGUGGACAAAUGAAGAGAAAGUACAGAGUGUGCAAUGUCACCCGACGACCAGCAAGUCACCAAACAUUCCCGCUUCAACAGGAGAACGGACAGACAGUUGAAUGCACUGUAGCUCAGUAUUUUAAAGACAGGCACAAAUUAGUUUUACGCUACCCUCACCUUCCGUGUUUACAAGUUGGGCAGGAGCAGAAACACACGUACCUUCCUCUCGAGGUGUGCAACAUAGUGGCGGGACAAAGAUGCAUCAAGAAACUCACUGACAAUCAAACUUCCACUAUGAUUCGAGCAACCGCCAGAUCAGCGCCUGACCGCCAAGAGGAGAUUAGCAAAUUGAUGCGGAGCGCGAGUUUUAAUACCGACCCCUAUGUUCGUGAGUUCGGAAUAAUGGUCAAAGAUGAAAUGACGGAUGUGACGGGUCGAGUCCUGCAGCCUCCGUCCAUCCUCUACGGAGGCCGGAACAAAGCAAUUGCCACACCAGUUCAAGGAGUCUGGGACAUGAGGAAUAAGCAGUUUCACACUGGAAUUGAAAUCAAGGUUUGGGCGAUCGCGUGCUUUGCUCCUCAGCGCCAGUGCACUGAAGUUCAUCUGAAGACCUUUACAGAACAACUGCGGAAGAUUUCCAGAGACGCGGGAAUGCCCAUCCAGGGCCAGCCGUGUUUCUGUAAAUACGCACAGGGGGCCGACAGCGUGGAGCCCAUGUUCAGGCACCUCAAGAACACUUACACCGGCCUGCAGCUCGUCGUGGUCAUUUUGCCAGGGAAAACACCCGUCUAUGCGGAGGUGAAGCGCGUUGGCGACACGGUGCUGGGAAUGGCCACGCAGUGUGUUCAGAUGAAAAACGUGCAGAGAACAACACCCCAAACACUUUCCAACCUUUGCCUAAAAAUAAAUGUCAAAUUAGGAGGCGUAAAUAACAUUUUGCUGCCACAGGGAAGGCCACCAGUAUUCCAACAGCCCGUCAUAUUCCUGGGUGCGGACGUAACUCACCCGCCAGCUGGAGAUGGAAAAAAGCCUUCGAUCGCUGCGGUUGUAGGGAGCAUGGACGCUCAUCCGAAUCGCUACUGCGCCACCGUGCGCGUCCAGCAGCACCGCCAAGAGAUCAUCCAGGAUCUGGCCGCCAUGGUCAGGGAGCUGCUCAUUCAGUUCUACAAAUCCACGAGAUUUAAACCAACUCGCAUCAUCUUCUACAGAGACGGCGUCUCCGAGGGGCAGUUCCAGCAGGUUCUUCAUCAUGAAUUGUUGGCCAUCAGAGAAGCCUGCAUUAAACUGGAAAAGGAUUACCAGCCUGGAAUUACAUUCAUAGUCGUGCAGAAAAGGCAUCACACCAGACUCUUCUGUACGGAUAAAAAUGAACGGGUUGGAAAAAGCGGCAACAUUCCAGCUGGUACCACAGUGGACACAAAAAUCACCCAUCCCUCAGAGUUCGACUUUUACCUGUGUAGUCACGCUGGUAUUCAGGGAACAAGCAGACCUUCUCACUACCACGUCCUCUGGGAUGACAAUCGUUUCUCUUCGGAUGAGCUGCAGAUUCUCACUUACCAGCUGUGUCAUACGUACGUACGCUGCACUCGGUCCGUUUCCAUCCCCGCGCCGGCCUAUUACGCGCACCUGGUCGCCUUCAGAGCCAGGUACCAUCUGGUGGAUAAAGAACACGAUAGCGCUGAAGGCAGCCACACGUCCGGCCAGAGCAACGGCAGAGACCACCAAGCACUUGCUAAAGCAGUUCAGGUUCACCAGGACACGUUGCGCACUAUGUACUUCGCUUGACAUGUUUUAAUGUUCGGCGACUCCGUACGACACAGAGUUGGAUUCACACGAGACCAGCUGCACUUAGACCAACGUUGAGUGAUGAUGCAUCUUCCGAUUUGAUUCGCUUUCCCAUUUGCGAGAAAGCCUUCCGUCCAGAAUUUCACGCUCGAUUCGAAACCGCGUUCUUGUACCAAACCCCGCUGUUUCUGGACAUGUGGUUUGCCAAAAAUCUCUGAGCUGCUCGGUAUAAAACAGACCCAUAUUUUAUAAUUCAAUCAAGAGCUGUGAUCUCAGGGCUUAGGGAAAAAAACAACCCAACCCACAAAAUUCCUCAUUCAGUUUGUUAUUCAUCCAAUUGCUUUUAAUGAGUCAGAAAGAUCUAAUUCAUAUUAACGUUUGAUGGGCUAAAAUGCUGCGGAUCAGCUUUUAAUACAAAGCAAAGCGUUUUUAGACUAUUUACAAAGCCUCGAUUAUUCUAGAUGCAUUUACAAAACCUUUAUUUUCAAAAGCAAAGAGUGGCAAAAUUCUGGUUUUCAGCUGUCUUAUAAAGAUUAUUCUCUGUGUGUCUAAGGGCAAAUGUAUUUUCUGAAGCUUGUUCUUGAAUGUUUUUUAUUGUGCUGCAUUUGAAAAUGUUUUUCAUAGACUAAAGAAUUUAAACAAACAAAAAAAAUGAACUUGUACCUUCAGCUUUCAAUAGGUCCAGUUCAAUUGGCAAAAGAAAAGGUGCCAUUUAAUUAAAAACACAAUGUAAAGAGUUUUUUUAAAUCAUAGGGACAGCUAACUUUAGAAUUUGUCAUACAGGACUGUGACACUUACUUUCCAAAGUCUCUAAAGAAUACGGGUCUGUGGUGAUAAAUACAGUACAAUCCUUUUUUCACUGUUGGAGUUAAUGUAAAUUUUAUAUAUGUUUCACAGUAUUAAUGUGAUAGUCUAGAUGCUAUUAUUUAUUUUUAUUUACUAAGGAGUGCUCAUUAUACUUCUGUUCACAUAUCAAGAAUGCUUUGGAUUUAGAAAUCAAAACCUUCUCGUGGGGACAUGACUAUUCAACCGCAAAAAUAUGCAAUUGCCGAGUUACAUCCAGUGUCUGUUCUAGACCAGCAGAGCAGGCUUGACCUGCGCAGUCCGGAGACGCACACGAGACCAACACUCGACGUCCAUUCAAGCACAAAACAAUGGUAUUUUAUUUAUAUGGUGGGUAUCGGGGGAGCAGGAGCUCUGGGAGAGGAGCGUUCACUGUUUGUCAUUGAGACAGAACUCAGAGAAUCUAUGCAGUAAAGAGAAAUCUUAGAAAACUGAAGUUUACUUACGGAGGGAGGCGAAACUCUCUUCAUUAUGCAUAAGGUCAAUAGUAAAUGUGAGAGUUUUGACCUUCUCUUAGGAGAAGCAUUAAUUAAAACUGAUGACUAGUAGACAAACUCUUCUGUUAGUUUGCACACUGGGUUCAUAAAGAAAACAUAGUACACGCGUAAACCAUUGCACUAAUUACGAUGCCACAAGCAGCUUUAGAAGCAAAUGGAAAAAGCCCAGGAAACUUGUUGAUGCUGACUUGAUUGUGUUUGUUUUCCAUAGUAUAACGGAAAUACCGUUUUUAAAAUCCCAUUCUCUUCCGCUGAUUCGUUUCGCUUCACCUUUUCUCUUGGCAGAUGCUCGGUCGGUGUUUUAACUACAUUUACCUCUAGCCAGUGAGAUGGGCGAGUAGCUUUAACCAGUACCGAGGUCUGUGCCGUGUCGCGGAUAAACCACAACCAGCUGCUGUCAAAUAAGCUAAAAAAUGCCCAACCUUUGCUGCGUAAAGUGUUUUAGGUACAUACAUACAAGAUCUUCACCCUGUAGCAGUGCGGUGGUUGUCGGUGUAUAGAUGAAAUAACAGCACAAACCCCGUUAAUUGUGUUUGUAUGAUUCUGAUUUGGUGGUUGUGCUGCUGGGUCAGGUUUUUCUUCUUGGUCGUAGUUCUGUAAAUCCAGAUUUUGAAGUUACGCUGGUAGAACAGAAAGCAAGUUGCAGGUUGCGUUUUCUACCUUUCUGUGUUUCGUACUUACCUCCCGUAACGUUCCCUACAGACCUUUCCCUGGUGGGUAUAUCGCAUUCCUCUGCGCGUUCGCUUGCGAGAUUUCAGUGAAGAUUUUGAAUUCGGCAGAGUUUUCUAGAAGAAUUAUUUUUUUAUAUGAAUUAUUCUUAACAAAUAGAAAAAAAACAAACUAUCAACCGUUUUAAGACACCGUUUAGUUUCUUUGCUCUUUGUUAUGCAGAGACCUCUUGGAUGUGAAAUCCAUCCUCCUCUUCCCUCUCUGCGCAGAUCGGGACUGAACGAUUUCUCCGAGGGUCAGAUGGGGCGAGGGGGGCGGAAUCUGUCUUGACCUCAAAUCUUAGUGCUGAAGCAGACUCUGGGACUUCACUCUUUCUUAUUUAGGGCAUGUUCUUGGGGCUGGAGUAGUUGUUGCGGCUUCUUUUUGGGAGGAAAGGAGUAUUUGGCAGACCCUGAAUCUAGAGCAGCUGUUGUCUGCGUGUCAUUGGAAUGAACAGGAAUUUCGAGUGGUUUCCUUCCCUGAGUGUGAAGAACUUGGGAUGGUUUUAUGCAUUUCAGGCUAGGGACGUUUUUACCUUUUAGAGACCUUCUUAAACCUCUGAUACCGCUGAUUAUUCAUGGCUUGAUUCCUCCCCAUUUCCUUCCCCGUAAGCAUUGAAUUAGUGGAUAAUUUAAAGCAUUUUCUAAAACAAAUAUAUUGACUAAAUAUAUCCUUUGAAAAGCAGCUAGCAGCUAUCUUUCUGGCAAUAUUUUGAAUAUAAAUGACGUAUUUUAAAAUGUCUCCUAUCCAAAAAAAAGCCACCAUGAACACCUAAAACCCUGUUUUUUUUAUCUUUCCCCCCUUUACCUCCCACUUGUCCUUCCAGAACAGCAAUAUCUCAGGUAAACUCAAAGCUCAAGACGUCUCUUAUCUCACACACAUUCCUGCUGUCGAAGUCGUGGUUAUAACCACUAUGUCUCUAUGCAGCUCAGGUCAGCAAUAACCAAAUGCACGUUACGCUCCGGUAGUUCUUUUUUAACUUAUAUUUCGUUUUUCAGCCCGUGCGAAGGAGUUCUCUGACUCCUGUUGCAAAAACAACAGCGCAAAAACCUCACCCCUUCCGUUCCUCUUGCUCUUCGUUGUGUCCCUUCGCUCAAACGCCACCAUCGGCGCAGUCGAUCCUGGUGCUGAGCAACCUGAAAACUCACAAGAGACAAGAAGAUCUCAUUCCCGUCACAGGCGCGGUGGUCAAACUGACCACCGUUGGUAUUUUACAGUAUUUCUAUCGUUUUAAAGGAGAGAUGAACAGAUAUUAAGGAGGAAAUGUCAAUAUAACACGUCCAGUCCACCUCUUGUAGAGUUGAGUCAAUCCUGUCGUGAAAUGCUGGAAUUAGGUGGAUUUGUCUCUGCCUUAUUGGAGUUUUUGGCGUUGGAGAGAGAGCCCUAUGCAACCUCAACACUUAUAGUUUGUAUAUAUGCACUGAUGUACAGAGUGAGAUCACUCGUCUUUAUUAGAACUUGCUUUGGGUUAGAAUAUUUCUGCAACCGUCUUGAGUUACAGUCCGUGCUCUUCCGUGUUACAGAAGCUCUGGUGUGUUCAUCUUGUUUCUACAUCUGUCAGGUUUGGGGUGAGCGACAAAGGUGUCGCGGCUUAAUCUGCUGGAGCCAGCGUGAAAAAUGGACAGGCAACUAUUGUGCUUAAACAAGGAAUCUGUCAUCAGUAUUUCUGAUCUUCGCCCAGGCAAAAAGGUUGUGAAGGUUUAGCUUUAAUACUGACUCCCUCAAUGACUCCCGCAGCCUUUCUCCGUUCUUACGUUGCGUUCAGCUGUUGUCGAUCAUUUGUAUAAUUAAGAGAGAGAAUUUCCAUGAGGAUUUUAAAUGGAAAUUGAGGUUUGUGUUGCUUUCCGAGAAGCCCGAAGUUUCUAAUCAAGUUAAUGCUUCUGAAGCUUCCAUCUAAAACCUCGCGUGUUUGUGCCCAAAGGUUUUCUAUUAAGUAGGAGAUUGUGGUUCUACAAGCUGCACUUAUUCCAAAUUACAACUACUAGAAAUGCAGGACUGGGACCUUUGGAGAUUUGGAUCGACACACUUGUCUCUUCAUAUAAUCCAGGGAGCAUCUCUGCUGGCACAGAUAACCCAUAAGGGACUAUUUGCUUUUCUCCUUAAAUAUCUAUUUUACGCAUUAAAGAAACGAAUGUAAAACACAAGUUCUCAUUCAGUAUUUCUCACGCUCGAUACCAGACUUUAUUUUCCAAUUCCUUUUAAUCCACUUCUACAGUAGCAUCUCUGUAUAUUUGUCCUGCCUGCUUUCUCAGUUUCUAAUGCAGGACUGUACGUUAUUUUUUACUUUUAUAUUACACUUGCUAACACGCUUCUCGAUGCAUACAUGCAGUCUUUUCUAAGGAAAACUUCAAAUAGAAGGUAAUUGCACUGAUUUAUUGUUUUUUUAAACUCCCUUUUUACUGUAAGACUUUUAUUUUGCAUCUGCUGUAGGUGUUUGAGAAUACUGUAAAUAGUGCUACGUAUAGCGAAUACUGAAGUGCUGUGGAUACCAUUCCUUGGCGGUGUAUUUUUCACAAUACUGCCGUAUUUUACAGUAUCGAGAGACGAGAUUUGGGGGUUAAACGUUAUUCUUUCUGUUUGCGUUAUGCUACAAAUCCAAGGGCACAGUUGCUUUAUUACGGCGGAAAUAUUUAGGGUUCAUCUGCAUUUAUAAGAUAUUUCUUCCUUCUCCGCGCGUAUUAUUCCCACGCCAUAAAAAUACAGUUUUUCAGCUGCCAAUGUGCAACAUUCAGAUGCCGAUUUUUUAUAUAAUCGAUAAAUAAUAGAGAUAACGUAAUAUCUGGACUAUCAACUGCAGCUGUCGCGUUUUCCGCAAUCCUUCCAGCGUUUUAUUCUUGUGUUGUAUGAAGAACUAGUGGGAUAAUGAAUUUGGGAUCCAGGUUCCAUGGUCUUGCUCUUGUUGAGUGCGGCGGAUGUUUUAGGGCUCUGGACUCAGCAAUAGUGUUGUUGCCCAUGAAAAGCCGUCGAUCUCCUGCCCGUCAAAAAAUGCCUUCAUUUUAAUUCUAUAACCCUCCAAAACAGGAAGGACCCAAAUUCCAGCCCCGUUGGGAUGCGAAACACCAGGUAUCACCUCCCGUUUCUGAGGGUUAACGGCUGGAUUUAUUCCUCCAAGGUGGUUUAAAUUGGAGGGAUACGUGGCGUGUGUGCUUGGCGUGGCGCAUCAUCCUUUUUAUCUCAUUUAAUGUGUUUCAGUUGCUUUCUUAGUGUUCUUUUUUUUGCCUGAAGCGUUAAUAUGAAUGUAACGGCUUGGCCAAAUCACUACAAAAGGUGAUUUUGUGAUAGUCUUGCAGGUGCAGUUCAAGGCUACCUCCCGUGUUCCUCCACAGAGAUAUUAAUCCUCCAAGUGAGCCAAAAUGCGCCGAACAAACUGUAUUCUUACCGUAUUGUUUCUAGUGGUGCCAUGAUUUGGGGCAGCCGCUCCUCGCUCCUUUUGUCUUCCCGUUGUGGCUCGUGUUGACCCAAAGUAUUCAGAGAAGACGCGGCAAAUGGCACGUUGGGCGCGUUGGCGUUUGCGUGACCCCCUCCGGACCCCGUUCCCCUCCGUGCUGUUGUUUCCCCAUGAAAAGUGAGUUUGCAGUUUAGCCGUUGGCCGAAAAAUGUCGCGCUUUGGACUGAGAAAUGACACGAAGUUGCUCGAAAUGGAUUUGGAACCCGAGGCAAAACGAUCUAUCAGAAUAUUUGGUUUUAAACGUCUUUUUUUUUUAGAUAAAUCGACGCGAGGCCGUAACAGGGAAAAUAGUACACUUGCAAAUCCAAACACCAAAAACAACCCCAAACCUUGAGCGUGUUCCUAUGGUGAAUAUUUAAUGUCAGUUAUGUCCAAUCAUUGGCCAUAACUUAAAUCAGUGCACGCAGACUAAAGGUGCUUUAAAUAACCUGCAAUGAAACUGUAGGAAACCGUGUUAAUACAUCACGUUUCGUUUACAACAAAGCCAAACGAGCUUCCUCAUGUUAUAAUUAACCACUCUGCUGACAGAAAUGCUCCAUUGAAGCGCAACGUGCUGGCGUGUGGCUUCCUUUCAGUUUUUUCUUAAUUUAAAAGUAACUGGGCUUAAGUUUGGGAUUAUAUACUAUAGUUUGUUAUCUUAAUCUUUGGGUAUAGACACUAAUGAGGUUUAUUGGAGGCAGUUGUGACUUUGUGGAAGCCAAUUAUUGAGUAGACACUAUUGCUGUGGCCAGGAUGAGAUGGAGCUGAGAUAAUGAGGUCAGGUGAAACAUUUUCAUACAAAGCUGCUAAUUAAGCGCUUGUUAAGGUGUUUAAUAAUUAUACUCUUGGUUUUCAACCACGGCAGACGCAUCUUAAAACAACCUGUGGCUGCUCUUCAACCGACCUACCUGUGUUGCUUCAAAAAGACCAAUAUUUGCAUUACAAAUGUUUAUUAGAGGGUGUAUUCAUUUUGACGUGGCUUUAAGAGUGCACAGAUUUAUUAUUAAUUAUUAUUAUUAUGAUUAUUAUUAUCCCUGCCACAUUUUGGAUGUGCUGCUGUUUUAAUUUUUAUGUCUUCCCCUCUUCUUUAUGCACAAAUGAAAUACCUGCUGGAAUAACUACAAUCUAAUUAGCAGGGAUUUACAGAUGCUACACUGCAACCAGCUUAGGAAUUAACCCCAAAAUACUAAUUUAAACCUUUUUGGCCAUUUUAUGGGGUUUUUUGAGUGUGCUUGGCAAGCAGGAAUUGCAGAAAGGUCAGUGAGCAAGACUGGGAGUUUGUAUUUGCUUUGUUAGAUUGGAUUUCCUACCAGAAAAACAAAACUACAUUUAAUAUGGACUCUGUUCUGUAUUUAUCAGCCUUUCUUUAAAUCUGCGAAGCUUCACUCACGCCGCUAUAUGGAAAAUGGCACGUUGGUGCUCACCAUGUACUUGCCCCGCAAUCUCAGCGAUUGACUCGUGCCCUGUGCGUAGGAUCAAACCCAUCGCGUCUCAACGCAGCAUCCAAAGAAAUUUCUUCCUAGAUUUCACCCAAGUUAAUUCUGUUUAUUAUAUAUAUUUAUAUAAACCUUAAUUUUGUUGGUCCUGAUAUGUUUUCUCAUGGAACGGAGCCCAUAAAUCGCUCAUCUUAUUUACAAACUUGGUAAUCCUGGUUUGGGGCAGUAGAAAUAAUUUGGGGGGGAAGGAUUAGCUAUUAUGUGCUUUUCUUUAAGGAGGUUUAUUUAAUAAUCACCAGUAGGCCAUUUGGGAAAGGAAGGGAUUUGUUUAGGGGGAAAAGAGGAAAAAAGUGAUAAGAAAUAGUUUAGAAAGGUGUAAGUUUCAGAAGUAUAAAUGGUGAAAAAUCAAAUUUUAGAUUGGGUACAAUGAGGACGUAUAUUUGGCAAAGUUAUGUGUUCUCCUGAGGAGAGGUACCACUUAUUUUCUGUGAUUUGUUGAUAAAUCUUAGUAGAUAUAUAUAUACAUAUAUAUAUAUAUAUAUAGAGAGAGAGAGAGAGAUCUAUCUAUCUAGAUAGAUAGAUAUCUAGAUGGAUAGAUAGAUCUCUAUCUAUCUAGAUAGAUAGAUAUCUAGAUAGAUAGAUUUCUCUCUCUACAUAUACAUAUAAUGUGUGUUUGUGUAUCCAUAUAUGUGUAUAUACACACACAUUGAUGAAAGGAAAGUGGGACAGUUUAUAGACUCUUUAUAAAAGAUAUAAAGGUGGCGUUUAUUGGGAAUAAUACGCACAAUUUCCCAGGUUUCCACAGUACUUCAUUAGUUUGUCACAAACCCUUCCAAAUUUCAGGCAGUUCAUAAAUCCAAGGUGCCCAUUUCUGUGCAGCAAAGUGGUUAACGUGAUGGAAAGCAGAAUGUAUUGAUUAAAUAAGUUAAGGGCCUCGAGUGGUACUAAACGCGUUUGUGUGCGUGUUGAGCUCUAUUAAAACGUCGUGCGCUCGCGAUACGAAAAGCAGACGCAGAAACACGCCGGGUGGAGUUUCCCACGCGUGGUGGGAUUUUCCCCGUGGGGUUUAAGCGCUGCUUUGUGGCUUUGCGUGAAUACGUGAGCCUUAAAUCGAGCCUUAAAACCAUGAGUUUGGCCCGUUUUUCUCGGAGGAUGCGAAAAAUCGUGGUUUAAUAAGAGGAGGGUGUUGCUGUAACGCUGAACUAGUUAAGAUUUUCUCACCUGAGAAAUGAAGGGAAACGCGUCGGUCUCUGUAGCGACUGACGGCUCGAGGCGCUGGCUCUUGCUCAAAUCUCAGCUUCUCUUUAUUAUUAUUAUUAUCAUUAUUAUUUGGUUGAGCGUAUUCUCCUCCCCCUCACUAAGAAACAUCCGCCUGAAGGAGGAUUGGGAUUAACACUUAGAAUUUCCACCCAAAAACCUGCUUUUGAGUUCAGAUAGUGCCAUUGUUCUCCACUUCUUCCGACUGACGUAAAAUCCUUAACAACAUUGGAAAUAGAGGCGAAUCGAGUGUUGCGGACCCAGCUUGCUUGCUUUUCAGUUCCUUUCCCAUUUGGAUCUACCUCAUUUAACCAGUUGGGUGCUAUUUCCUCGUAUUGACAUUGGCAAAAGCGACCAAACCGUGUGGAACGACCGGCGUCCGCGAACCAAAACCUCUGGCUUUAUUCUGCAGAGACACCGAUAUUGGAUUUGAGUUUGAUUCUUUGUGCCUUUGUGUUUUGUUUUGUUUCUCCCAGUGCGUAACAAUCAAAAGCCGUGUUGUAAUUAAAACCAGCAAAUGAAUUUUAACCGCAAAGUGAUAAAAAGAAAGAAAUUUAGCAAAUCUUAAAUAUUUUUCGGUGUAUCAAGUCGUAAAAUGUACAAUAUUACAGCAGAACUAGGCAAAGAGAAAUACCCAAUAAAUAUAUCAUCCCGACCCUUAAUAAAUACAUCUGUGUAUCUAUAUAUGCACACAUGUAAUACCCAAUAUUUGUGUGUGCAUAUCUAUAUAUAUAUAUAUAUAUAUAUAUAUAUAUAUAUAUAUAUAUAUAUAUAAAAAAUGAAGGGAUACACGUGUAAGGGUAAGGGAAUAAAACGUCACGGACUUUUCCACUGUUUUGUAUGUAACAGUUUACAACUCUGUGUAAGUUUUUCUACUACGUGAACCUUUUUUACUUACAAAGUUUCAGUUGUGAAAUGCUCUGAUUUUUUUGAAGUUUAAAAAAGAAAUAAAGACUUUUUACCAGUACCUAAUGCAGAAGGGGAAAUCUUGUUUUCUGUCAAAUUGUAUUUAGUUGAAAUACUAAAGGAAAAUAAUCUAUAUAUGGAGUCGUAUAAGCGCUGACAUUCUGUCGCGGCAGGAAUUCCUAAGGCUGCAGAGAGACUCGAACGAAAGGAAAACGCCUCUGGUCAAUGUUUUUAUAAACCAGCUCCAUCAGGUCUGGACUUACUUAAGCUCUAUUUUCUAAAGCCUGAUCAUCCUUUGAUAUGCUGCAGAGAAAUUAUCAGCAUGGUUGCACUUUCUCAAUAGUAACGGCCGCCCUGCGAUUGGCUCGUGAUAAGGACUUUAGUUUUAUAACAAAACAAAUAGUACUUUGGGCAGAAGGUAAUAUUUAUAUAGGUACCUCAAGAGAAAAUAAAAAGAGCCUGAAUAUGCUGCAUUUUGUUCCUUUAACAUUUUCCAUGUAGCAUUUGUUUGCUUUGUUAUUAUUUUUGUAGGUUACUAGCUACCUAUUUUUGCUUUGGGGGACCCUCGUUAGUCGUUUUCCGUCGAUCCCGGUGAAUUUUCCGUCGAUCCCGAUGGGUUUUCAGUCCAUCUUGUAGAACGCGGCGUCCUCGGUUUCACGCGGCCGUGCGGGACGGGGUUUGCCAGCAGGAAUAACGCGUCGGGAAACGGACGCCGCGAAAACAGACGAUGCGUGUUCCUCGUUCUGAAUAUCUCGUUGUCGCUCGUGCCGCUUUCUCGACUCUUUCCUCCAUCCUGAGCUUAUUAAGGGAGGGAAACCAAACGCACCAACGCGCCCCGUCGCUCCGUGUUUGCGGGCGACGGGGACGCGGUGCCGGUUUGGGCAGGAGCUGUUCCCCGUGCGGUCCCGUUCGCUGCUGUGAACGCGUCGUUUGCUUCUUAAUUGCCAUAAAAAUCUACAAAUACGCGGAUUUGGGGAGUUUCUUAGAUGAGAACUGUUGAAGGAAGCUUCAAAGGCUGUGAAACUGAGCAUUUAUUGUCAUGUUUGUUUUUUUUAAGCUUAGGUGGGUCCUUUUCCAAGUUUGUUUUACAGCUUGCAAGGUUAAAAUAGUUUGCACUACUUUUGCAAUAAACUCAUGAAAAAAAACCUAACAGUUUCUGUUUUGGUUUCUUACUGUAUAUAUAUAUACAACUAAUACUAAAGAUUUAGCGUAGUGUUUUUCACCUCAAAACGUUAAGACUUGUAACAGGCUCAGAAUCCUGUAAUUCCUGACAAAAUAAAAAAAAAGAAUGAUGUGAAUGAUAUUUUAUAAAGUUAUUUUGUAUGGUGUCAAUUUUGUUUUGCCUCAUAGUAUGUCAAUAAAAUACGAUUCCUCAUCUUUA